UGGUAGUAAUAUUUAUAAUAAUGUACUCAGUUUUAUUAGUGAUAACCCUUAUUUUGGCAUGCAACGGUGCUGUAAUUCUUAGUGACUACCAUCACGACUAUGGACUGGCAUUUGGGCAUGCUCCUGCCAUUGCGAUAAGUCAUGCACCAGCUGUCAUUGGACAUAAAGAGGUUGAUUAUUACACACCGCCAAAGUAUGAGUUCCAAUAUGGAGUAGCCGAUCAUCACACGGGGGAUAACAAGGAACAGAAGGAGGUUCGACAUGGAGAUACAGUUCAUGGUGAAUAUUCAGUCAAAGAGGCGGACGGUACUAUUCGAACUGUCAAAUAUACAGCUGACGAUCACAAUGGAUUCAAUGCUGUAGUUUACCGACAUGGUCACGCAUUGCAUCCCACUGGACAUCAUCAUCAGGCUAUAGGAUAUGGACCCAUCGCAGUUUUACAUUAGAAUAUAUUUAAAAAUAAUUCUUCAAUAGUCAAAGUAUAGUAGUAUAAUUAUAGUUUAUAGUGUCUUUUUUAUAAUGUAGUAUGUAGUGACAGGUAUAUCAAUUAUUAAUUAGACAUUAGUUAAUUCAAAUCUAUAGUAAAGUAUGACAUUGGGUCAAGUUUUCUUCAUGAGGUUUGAUUAAUUAAAACACUAGUAACUUAAACACAGCGUUAUAACAGAAAGUAAUCAGUAUAAUGAUUUUUUUUCUUUUAUUAACACUAAAUCUUUUAUCAUAUAACUAUAGUUUUAAUUUUAAUCAAUUCUUAAGUCAAGAUUAAUGUCGAAUAGUGAAGUGGGUUAUUUCGUGUAUUCUCGCCUAACUUUGUCUCGUCUCGGCUUAUUUUCACCAGACGAGGAAACACGAAAAGCCUCUCUUCUUUUUGACCUACUUCGGCUUAUCGGGCUUAUUUCGCGAGUAGUAUAGAGGCCAUUUUAAAAUUUAAUAAAGUUACAACAUCUGUGAAGCAUAAUAUAUGAAGAAAAUUUGACUCAAAGUUAACAUAAUUCUAUUUCUUUGUAUAUAUUACUGUAAUUUUGUGUUUGAAAUAAAACAACUAUCAAAUCUAA
Sitophilus oryzae (rice weevil) is the source of this 1052-nucleotide messenger RNA. RefSeq names its product adult-specific cuticular protein ACP-20-like. The transcript is spliced from 4 exons. Gene Ontology annotation, cellular component: extracellular matrix. The coding region runs from base 21 to 446 and encodes 141 amino acids. The record is from RefSeq and is a predicted model, not a curated record. NCBI's taxonomy places the organism in Eukaryota, Metazoa, Arthropoda, Insecta, Coleoptera, Curculionidae.